Messenger RNA from Vigna angularis (adzuki bean), 1644 nucleotides. Its product is annotated as transcription factor MYB61. The record is from RefSeq and is a predicted model, not a curated record. Lineage: Eukaryota; Viridiplantae; Streptophyta; Magnoliopsida; Fabales; Fabaceae. The transcript has 3 exons. Gene Ontology annotation, biological process: regulation of stomatal movement. The coding region runs from base 189 to 1403 and encodes 404 amino acids.
CACUUCAUUUUCCUGUCUUCAAUUCACAUAAUCUCUCUCGCUCUCAUAUUCUCCCUAUCACAGUCUGGCUCAGUGCCACUCCUGCUGACCUUUCACCUACACCUACACACAAGUUCAAUUCAAGAACCCAUCAGUUAAUUGGAAAGGUUCACCCCUUUGGUGGGGUGAGAAGCUACCAAAAACUACAAAUGGGAAGGCAUUCCUGCUGUUACAAGCAGAAACUUAGGAAGGGUCUGUGGUCACCAGAAGAGGAUGAAAAACUUCUAAGGCAUAUCACUAAGCAUGGUCAUGGUUGUUGGAGCUCGGUUCCUAAGCAAGCAGGUUUGCAUAGGUGCGGCAAGAGCUGCAGGCUUCGCUGGAUCAAUUAUCUUAGGCCUGAUUUGAAGAGAGGUACAUUUUCACAAGAGGAGGAAAAUCUUAUCAUUGAACUUCAUGCAGUGUUAGGGAACAGAUGGUCUCAAAUAGCAGCACAAUUACCUGGGAGGACUGACAAUGAAAUAAAGAAUCUGUGGAAUUCUUGCCUUAAGAAGAAACUGAGGCAAAGAGGUAUAAACCCUGUGACACAUAAGCCACUGUCAGAGGUUGAGAAUGUUGAGGAGGAGAAAACAACGAGCCAAGAAUUAUCCAACGAAUUGAACCUCUUGAAUUCUGAGAGCUUCAAGUCAGAUGAAGGGUCCUUUGAGCAGAGAGCAUCUUCGAUUGCCCCCAAAGCCUAUGAGAUGGAAGGUUCCUGCAGCUCCAAGAUUAACACCAAAAACGACACCAACUUGAUAGCCAAUUGUUCCAACAAAGACUUGUUCCUAGACAGCUACACCACUAGUUGUCAACCCUCAGAUUUGAUGGGAAAUUACCCUCUUCAGAUGACUGACACUCUCCCAACCAAUUCAGACUCCAACCAUUGGUUCAGUCCAACUGCAAGACCCAUUGAUAUAAACUCUGAGUUUACUUCCAAUGUUAUGUCCAUUCUUCCACCUACAACAACCUCAUUUCUCCCUAGCACUUCUUUUUGCUACAAGCCAUCACUUGCAGUCCCCCCAGAAGAUAUUUCAGCACCUUCGUUCGCUUUGAAUGGACCCAAUUACUGGGAACCCAGUGCCUCCAACAACAGCAAUGGCAGCAACACAAGUGAUGGCAGCAGAGAGUUCACAAGUAGCAAGAACAGUGUUCUUUCUUCGUGGGGACUGACAGAAGAAGCCAAGUGGUCUGAGUACCUCCAUAACCCAAUGCUGAUGCUGGCAGCUCCUGAAUCAUUGUGCAACCAAAUUAGGCCAGCCACACAUUUGGUACCUGAUAACACUUUAGGGUCCAUAAUUUCUGGUUCCAAGGAGCAACACCAGUCACAAACUUCUGCCAUCUUUUCCAAGGACAUCCAAAAGCUAACAGCAGCGUUUGGACAUAUAUAAUAGCAUCAGGAUUUGAUAUAAUGAAAGAUUUUAGAAGGGGUUCCAAGGGAUUUAUUUCUGUUCUCAGUGCAGGUGUGUGAAACAACAGAUUAAUUUUGCUCAUGUAUAUAGGCCAGGUCCGUCACAAAAACAUUUCAUUUUGGUAAUUUUUAUUGUGAACCAACUCAUCUGUCUUUUACCUUCUCCUGUGUGGGUGGAAUAUAAUUGCAGAAUAAUAAGGAUUGCUCUGCUUUGUUCUUUC